Molecule: messenger RNA, 3331 nt
Organism: Fusarium oxysporum Fo47
Lineage: Eukaryota; Fungi; Ascomycota; Sordariomycetes; Hypocreales; Nectriaceae
Exons: 2
Coding region: 179-3037 (952 amino acids)
Source: RefSeq, a predicted model, not a curated record
AUACACAUACAUACAUGCGGCCUGCCGGUCCAGUCACUUCUUUGACAACAUCACCAUAUCCUUUCGCCAUUGGAGUGCCCCAUAUAGUGCAAAGCAUGUGCAGGGCAUCGAUUUCGACCUGAGCGGCCGUACCUUCCGCAUUGCCACCGGCGCCACUCGAGAAGCUUGGUUCAUCGUCAUGCACCCGAGCCAGAGGGCUGCUGGCGCCAACAACCCCCGUCGACGACACGAUACAACACAUACAAGGACCGCCCUCGUGCAAGGCCGUGCCCUGAUGCUCGCAUCGUACAUCAAAGACAUCUUCCUGGAAGGCGAGCUCCUUGGUGAAGGUGUUGAGCCGAGAUGGGCCCUCGGAGGCAAGGAGACGCAGAUGAUUGCUUUUGACAAAUGGGUCAUAUUCCAGACACUAUUUAUGGACGGCUGGGCGGGGUUUCUCGAAAGGUUCUCUGUACAAGACGACGCUUUCUGGACCGAUCAUCAGCCCGCCUUCCACGCGUACGACUAUGGCGCCAACAUCAACAUAGAAGUCAACGAGGGCAUAGCGAACCUCGAAGAAGAAACCGUCAUCAGGCCAGCCUAUCUUGACGGUCUGGACGACGGGGACGACGAAUCCGGUGACGGUUAUGAAGAAGAAAACAGUAGUCUGCUGGCGACACAGCAAGGAUGGGGGCAGGUUGGAGGAGAGGAGCAAGAGGGGGAGGUUGAUGAGCUAUACAGUCGACCCACCGUCGAAGCGGAGGAUAAUAAUGAUGGCCUGUUCGUGUCGGACAGGACAGACGAUGUUGCCUCUCAAAUACCACUCAACCUCGGCCCAGGGUAUACCGAUGCGGACUAUCAAGAUCUUGACGACGAAGCCGACGCCAACGGGCAUGAUGAUGAUGAUGACAACGACAACAACAACGGUGAUGACGAUGAGCGGGAGCGGAGGUUCCUCGAAUGGAUGAACGAAUCUGAAAACGCAGACGUAGGUCAACAUAACGGGACUCAGCUAGGAGAUCAGGAGCACCAAGAUGAUGGGCAAGCCAACUCCCAGCAGCAGCCCCUGAGCCCAGAUACUGGCGGCAGUGACGACGUCCAUUCAAGGCAAGCACCAGACGUCUCGCCAUCCAGUCUACCUCCUUCAUCAGCAUCGGCACCAGCAACAGAGGACCAGAGAGAACAUGAUGCGUUGUACAGUCCUGGUCUGAUGCGGUUGCGUGAGGCCCUUGAGGCGAAAUACAACCUCGAUAACAUCAGCCACGUCUCCUAUGCCCUGGCUGUUGACGUUCACUGUACCGCAGCAAAUGUGUAUCCCGGCACGGAAGGAAGGGCAGGCCCUCCUGUAUGCUUGCUUGCCGACCGCAACCGGGUGGCCGGGGAGUUUUACGGGAGCAACUACACCUUUUACCCACUCGGCUUCCACCCUGCAUACGGCAACUUCACAUCGGAUCGUCCACCUGCCUUCCUGGACAGUGACCUGUUUACUGUCAUGAAGGAGAACAUGAGUCACCAGAACCAGGGUGCCGAUGUGCUCUCGUUCGGUUUCUUCCAGGGCUAUUCCAACCUGAAACGGUCUAUCCGUCAUGGGCCUCACGACCUGCUAGCCAGUCACGGUCUCGCCACGGCUGCACUUACCAUUCCCUCGACGGAGGCUCAGCGCACGGCGCGGCUCAAGGACAAGCAGCAGCGGCUACUGGCCCAGGUGCGAGGUCGACUCACACCUGACAACCCCGGCGCAUCGACACCUUUUGCGCGAGAGCGACAGAGGGUCGAAGCAGCCAUGCAAGCGAAUAAGUUUGCGUUCCGAUUCGAGCAGGUCAUUUCCAUCGAUGCUCCACGACUCGUGCGCCGUCGUCGAAACUUUAGUAGCGUACUACAACCCAUUUUUCAGCUCAUGCGGCUCUUCCUCAAGGAGAAACAGCUCUAUGCAGGCAUCCUUCGGCGUUUCUCUCCUGAUAUCUUUCCAGGAGUCAUGGUGGCUUUUGCCAAGGUUAUGGAAGCAGCCAUAGCAGAGAUGGAUCGCCGGUUUCGUGAGGCAGGAUCGAAAGGACUAGGCAUGGCUCUCUCCGAGGGCGUCGCUGCUCUUGAUCGACUAGGCAAUUUUUGCUUCACCGGGGACCCGAGGGUGCUGCCUACCAAGGUCAUGAGGCUUCUCGGUACGAUGGAUAGUCUAAAAACAUGCGGAUGGCCAUUCAUAUCACCACGAAUGCUGGACAUUCGAGAAGGACGAGGACUCGUCAACCUUGUAGGAUGGCCACAGUUGAGCAAUGGACGGCCUGUGCUGAUGCACGUUGCCUCGCUAGAGUAUCACUAUGAUAGAACGGUGGCAUCCAACCGACACAGUCAACUGUGGUUCGCUGAGCUUGGAGGUCGAUCGAUAGACGGGAUGGACAGGAUGACAACAUUCCUUCAUGAGGUAUUCCGAGAUCUAUGGGUACCAGAGACGAUUGCCUUUAUUGCUCGCCAAGUUCGUCGUGGCCUGAACCGUGGCAUCCGUAGUGGCGGUAGGGCCGGCGUUGGAGCACAUGGUGAUGCCGACACGAGUAACGAGGAGAGUGCUCAGGCAAUGAUUGCGUUGGAGGCCUGGGAGACGCGAGAGGGUCCAUUUAGAACAUCAAAUUUUGAGAAACUAUCGGCGGAAGUCCUUAGGUUUGAUGACCGUUCGACCGAAGAAUCAAAGAUCGUACUAAAGACACGACGCGACUUUGCAGAAGAGAUGUUCGUUGCCUUGAUGGAGGGUGGUAGGAAGGGUCACCCAGGAGUCGAGUCUAUCGCACCGACACAUUCAACAUGGCCCUCUAUUCUCCGGGCUGCCAUCCAACACACCAGAGGCGUCUUCGCAACGAAGGCACAGUGGGUCUCGGGCAUCGCAGCUGCCAUGGUGUCUGCGAGUAUCGAAUGGGUACCUGGCUCUCAUCGCCGGAGAUUGACGCAUCAGCAGGUAGUACAGCUCGUCGGAGCGGCUGCAUCCGCAACGGUCCUCGCGGCUCGGCCCGAUAGCCUAGUACUACAGUCCAAAAUCAACUCUAGUAGAGUUGAUUUUAUUGACCCACUUUAAACCUAGUAGAGUUGAUUAUUGCCAGGGUGUAGAGUUGAUUUAACGCUGUCCUAGAUACAGGAGUAGUAGCGCUGAUCAGAACAGGGGUUUAUCAGGGGUUUGCCUCAGAACGCGACACGUCCUUUCGCGUAAAGUGCUAUAGCGGGGUAAUAUCAUACUACUAGACAGUCUCGUUAUUGAUCAAGGCACUAUCAUUAUUCAGAUCUUACUACUAGUCACCGAGUCACUAUGACAGCUUCAAACUUGCAAUCGGAACCAUGCAGUGCAAUUUAUCCCUAUGUUCUUCUCUCUACA